Messenger RNA from Drosophila ficusphila, 1113 nucleotides. RefSeq names its product single-strand selective monofunctional uracil-DNA glycosylase (gene Smug). The transcript is spliced from 2 exons. Gene Ontology annotation, molecular function: oxidized pyrimidine nucleobase lesion DNA N-glycosylase activity; single-strand selective uracil DNA N-glycosylase activity. Gene Ontology annotation, biological process: base-excision repair. Bases 105 to 947 code for a protein of 280 amino acids. The record is from RefSeq and is a predicted model, not a curated record. NCBI's taxonomy places the organism in Eukaryota, Metazoa, Arthropoda, Insecta, Diptera, Drosophilidae.
AGCUGAUUGAAAACAACAAUACAGACUCAAAAUAAACAUCAAAAGCUUCCUUCUCUUUUGUUUAUUGCUCAUUUGAAAAUUUGCGGUCCGUUGAAGAAAACACUAUGUUGAAGCGCAAGCUAAAUCAGCAGAAAGAUAAUCUGGAGGAUGAGCAACCCAAAAAGUCAUCCACAAACGAGGGAAAUAUAUCCGAAUUCUUUCUUCAGCCUCUUUGGUCGAAAUUUUAUAUGAUGGAAGUUAAAUUAAACGAGGAACUAGAUAAGUUAACCCCCCCACCCAACAUUACGUGCAUUUACAACCCAAUAGUAUAUGCGUCGCAAUUGCAUUGCGAUUAUUUGCGUUGUUAUUUGGAUGGACCCAAGAAGCUGGUUUUUAUUGGGAUGAACCCAGGACCCAAUGGAAUGGCUCAAACAGGUAUACCCUUUGGCAAUGUGCGCACCGUAAAAGUUUUAAUGCAACUAUCAGGAUCGGUGGGCAAACCUCCAGUCGAACAUCCCAAACGGCCAGUCAUGGGCUUGGAUUGCCGGACUGAAGAGCCGAGUGGUGUUCGUCUGUGGGAAUUGUUUUUGCGGUUAGCUGGAGGCAUACAGACAUUUUCUCAACAAUGCUUUGUGCACAACUUUUGUCCUUUGGCUUUUUUUGAUGAAAAAGGCAAGAAUUUGACACCCAGUGAACUGAAAGGACUUUACAAAAAGCAAAUCCAGGAAUUGUGUUUAAAGGCUUUCGAGGAUCAAUUGAUGUUGCUUAAACCAGAAGUAGUUGUGGCUGUUGGGGAUUAUGUUCACACCGCAUUAAAACAUUCAGGAUACUGCAAAUCGGAUGCCGUUUCUGUACUUCGACUUCCGCAUCCGAGUCCACGAUCCGUUAAUAACACCAAUUGGCCGGAAAAGGCGGAACUGUUUCUAGGGGAGAAUAACCUUGUCCGCUAUUUGCGGAAUGAGGGAUAAAGCAUUUGUGCAUCCGGUAUGCAAUAAUGGUCAUAUAUAUAAAAAUAUAAUUAAGAAUUGGCAAUCCUCCGAAUACUCAGUACAAAUUUACCGACCAAAAGAACAUAGACUACAAUUUACAAUUAUAAUGUGUAUAAUAAAAAUACAGAAAAAUUUGAACUUUAAA